Molecule: messenger RNA, 1929 nt
Organism: Cavia porcellus (domestic guinea pig)
Lineage: Eukaryota; Metazoa; Chordata; Mammalia; Rodentia; Caviidae
Gene: Tyw2
Product: tRNA methyltransferase 12 homolog
Exons: 1
Coding region: 119-1429 (436 amino acids)
Biological process (GO): wybutosine biosynthetic process; tRNA methylation
Cellular component (GO): cytoplasm
Molecular function (GO): tRNA methyltransferase activity
Source: RefSeq, a predicted model, not a curated record
UUCCGGACUCCGGGCCGUCGCGAGGACUUGUUCUUUGAGGUUCAGAAUCGACACCGGGAAGUGUAACGGACCCGGGAGCCUCUGCGAGGAAAUCUGAACUAAUGUGAGCGCCAGCGAAAUGCGGACGGAAGGUGGGAUGUCCACAGGUGUUGUCGCAGUUGUGACCGAGCCUCAGUUUGCCCAGCGAUACCGGGAGUAUCUCCAGAAGAUGAAGCUCCUGGACCGAGAGCACCGCGCGGAAAAGAUGCCGGACGGCGCCGUGGCGCUGCCGGUGCUGGGGGAGACACUCCGCGAGCAGCACCUGCUGGCGCUGAGGAGCUGCGUGGCCCCGGGCAGCACCUGUCUGCUGACGCACUUGCCGGAUCCUGUGCCUUCAAAGAAGGCCCAAGUUUGUCCACCUGCCCAAAGACUGUGUCGCGAGGUGAGGCGCUGGGUAGAGGGUCAGGGAGUAACGUGGUCCGCUGAACUGGAGGCUGAUUUGCCCCGAUCUUGGCAACGGCAUGGUAACCUCUUGUUGCUGAGUGAAGACUGUUUCCAAGCUAAGCAGUGGAAAAAUCUAGAACCAGAACUCUGGAAAACCAUUGCCUCUGCACUUGGCGUCCAGCGUUUGGCAAAACGAGGGAAGGUGUUACCCGAUGGUCCUCGGACUCCAGCAGUGACUCUGCUGCUGGGCGAUAAUAGCUGGGUAGAGCAUGUGGAUAAUGGCAUCCGAUAUAAAUUUGACGUGACGCGGUGUAUGUUCUCCUUCGGAAACAUCAGUGAGAAGCUGCGAGUGGCAUCAAUGUCCUGUGCCGGAGAAGUAGUGGUGGAUCUAUAUUCAGGAAUUGGUUAUUUUACGUUACCCUUCCUAGUUCAUGCUGGUGCUGCUUUCGUCCAUGCCUGUGAGUGGAACCCCCAUGCUGUAGUUGCCCUGAGAAAAAACCUGGAGAUCAAUGGAGUGUCAGAUCGGUGCCAAAUACACUUUGGGGAUAAUAGGACAUUGAAACUCUCAAACAUUGCAGAUAGGGUGAACUUGGGGCUCAUUCCCAGCUCUGAAGAAGGUUGGCCCAUUGCCUGCCAAGUCCUACGACAGGAUGCUGGGGGCAUUUUGCAUAUCCAUCAAAACGUGGACUCUUUCCCAGGAAAGAAUCUCCAGCCUCACGGAAGCAGCAGAACGGAAAAUUCUUACCCUCAGAAAAUUACCACUAACAAAGGGGAAAAUGGAGCUACCAGGGAUUUUAGGGGAAAAGUGCCUUCAUCAGCCACUAAGCUGGAGUGGCAAAGGUGGGCUGAAUCUGCAGAAACUCAGAUUGCCACUCUACUCCAGCAGGUGCAUGGAAAACCAUGGAAGACACAAAUCUUGCAUAUCCAACUAGUGAAAUCUUAUGCCCCCCAUGUGGAUCACAUAGUCUUGGAUCUGGAAUGCCGUCCUUGUCCUCUAAUUGGCUAGAGGAAGUGGAUCCAGUGACACAAGGUAUCCACAGGAGUGGCCCUUAAUGCUUCUGCUCAAGCUGAGUUCUCAUCCUUUUUAUCUCCUAGUAAUCUUUUAAAUAUUUUAUGGCAUUGGUAGUAUGCUAUACCAGGUGUGUCCACCCUGCAGCCUGUAGGCUGGACAUGCUCAUAGCAAAAAAUAUUUAAAAAGGAACUUUGCUACUUACAUACAUUAACUAUAUUUUAUUUUCAGCCUAAGGCACUUCCUCUUAAUGUGACCCAGGUAAAUAAAGUGUAUCCAUCCCAUGGUCUACAGACUGGGCACUCCUGUGAGACCAAAUGAUUUCAUUUGUCUUCUAUUGCUCUCAGAACAUGUCAAGUUAUCUGGGUAAAAUGACACUCAUCUGUGCGAUUAUGAAUUUUGAAUUCUGACCUCAGUUAAGACCUGACGUAUGUGGUUCCAUAUUCAUUUGGUCUUGGUUUUUCUUAUUUACAAAAUAAAUGUUUCUUUAAACUGUU